AUGCAGUGUUCCGAGAUUCUUAUGCUUCCCGAGGAUGUUAUUAAUUUGAUUUGUCGUUUUCUCCCCGAUAGUCUCUUAUUGGAAUAUUGUCAUAUUCCAAUACUUGGCAGAUAUGCAAUAGGCGUAUUAAACACUAAAAAUCUUAAGGUGUAUAUUGGCACCACACUCUUGGUGGGAUUUUCAUUUGAUAUUGACGGCAUGACUGAUCAUGAAUUGAAUCCUUAUAUCGGUGGCCCUGUCGGGGCCGUCGGAAUGUACCAAGCGGCAACCUUACCGUGGGUUGGAACUAACCAGUUUCGGUCUCCUUCAAUUGAUUCGGUUGAUUCAUUUAUCGAAUUUAUCAGAAAGCACCCCCAUCUCAGAAUUAAGAAAUUGAUUGUAGAUGGGCUUGUUAUGUUAAAGAGAAUACAUACCCGAGGUGAUUCUUCGUGGCUCCGAAGUGUACAAAAGAUAGAACUAGUGGUUAUGGCUAAGCUAGAUAACCCAAGGGAGUUCAUAGAACAAGUUAGAGACUAUCAUCUAUAUGGCAUUUCUUCAACUGCUAAUCUUCAUCAAUAUGACUUACCACACUCAGUUCAACUGUUGUAUUUUGGAUGGGCUAUCGACUUUAACCCUUCCGCAUUGGAGAGACACGACUUGACUGAAUUAUACAUACGGCCUCCCAUUAUCCUUUCUGAUCUGAAAUACUUGCCACGAGGGUUGAAGGUACUAAACAUUUGUUUACAAUUGGGUCCCGCUGCGGAUAGUACAUACAGGCCCAACUUUCCUCCAGGAUUGGAACUCCUUGAAAUUGGAAUACAGAGAGAUAACACCAGCGCAAGCGAAUCCAAUUUCGACCUUAGAGGUUUGGAAAGUUUAAACUGCUUGAACAUUAAAUCAUUUCCCUUCGAGUCCUUGUACAUUUUGAAGGCACCGAAACAAAUAAGCGCCUUGUCCAUUGAAUCUUCACAUUUGGCUUCAUUAAGAUCUAUCGCGCAGUAUCAUCAGCUUAAACGCCUAUCUCUAAAAAUUGAAAACGAGGAAGCUCGGUCCAUAUUAGAGGAUUGUAAGUUCCCAAAUUCGUUGGAAAGUUUACAGUGUGAAUGGGAUCAUUCUCAAAAUAUGCUCUUUCCAAGACUUGAAGGAGGACCUCGAGAUAUGGGAAUGAUUGCCGACUUGAUACCACUUGAAAGAGAACCGAUUUUUUCACCUAGAGUGCAGUUCCGUAUUGGUCGACUUCCUCCAAAUCUCAAAAUGUUGAACAUUAGGUCUAACUGGGCGUCCUGUAAUCCAACCGAAUGGGAUUUGCCUGAAUCUUUGAGAGUCUUGAUACUUAAUGUCCGCACACUUCUUGCGCCUGUUACAAUUCCAUCUAGAUUGGUUUUUUUUUCCCUAUUUGCAAAGUCGAAAGAUAAGAUCCUACCUCGUUCGUUACCUAAAUCGUUGAUCUAUUUAAAUACGUCACUACUACCUUCAGAAGCAACAACAAACGAUUUGACAGAUUUAUCCAACUUGUCACUGUUAGAGUUUUCAGAAUAUAGCCAAACUUGUUUUGAAUGGAAAUUACCAAUUACGCUUGAAAGGUUGGUCUUAAAAUAUAACAAAUUGUGCUCUAUAAACAUCAAAGAAUCGAAUCUAAAAGAGCUAAAUUUGUCCUACAACUGCUUUAGAUCGUUUGACAACCUUAAACUACCCGAGACUCUUGAGGAAUUGCAAUUAAAUAACCAGAGACUGCCCGAAAAUGGACUUAUGAAACUUUCUCUUGAGAAAUUGACCAAAAACUUGAAGCUGCUUGAUCUUUCAAGAAAUAAUUUCGAGAUACGCUCGUUGAGCAAUUUAAGCUUUGAAAGGUUUCACCAAUUGCUGUGUCUUAAUUUAAGUAGUUGCAAUGUUAACAAUUUGAAAGAAGGCAUGUUCCCGGAAUCAGUUAAAUUCCUCCACCUUGACGGCAACAGAUUCGAAAAGAUUGACAGGCGUGUAUUUCAACGCUUACCAAAUUUGAUGUUUCUCAAUUUGUGGGGCUGCAAUAUUGGCGACUUAAUGCGAUUUGGACAUAGUUUGGAAUUUCCUGAAUCUUUGCAAUUUCUAAGUCUUUCAAAGAAUAGGCUUGACACGACGAAAGGGUUGAUAUUUCCUUUGAAUUCCCACUUGAAAUCGUUAACUCUCCAAUUUAACGAGUUUCGGUAUGUGAAUGCUGUUUCUGAAUCUUUAAGGGGAAUAUUGGGCCAAGAUGUGCUGAUCUCUAUUCUGACAUACUAG
Molecule: messenger RNA, 2238 nt
Organism: Hemisphaericaspora subhashii
Lineage: Eukaryota; Fungi; Ascomycota; Pichiomycetes; Serinales; Debaryomycetaceae
Exons: 1
Coding region: 1-2238 (745 amino acids)
Cellular component (GO): plasma membrane
Molecular function (GO): protein binding
Source: RefSeq, a predicted model, not a curated record